AUGACCAAGCGAAAGAGCGCCGGCGCGAGUCCUGCGACGUCUCCGCUGUCCAAAGGCCUCCCGACCGUUGGCAGCAUGGACGCGGCUACCUACCUCUCGCAGCUCCAGUCGCGCGAUUCGGCGGCGUCGCCCUCGCGCACCUCGAGCCUCAUCUCGUACGGCACAGGCUCGACCAUGCAUGGCAGGGACCGCUCUGGCUCGGACGCCGGGCGCUCAGACUCGUCGGGUGACUCGGAGCAGAGCACGCGAUCGUCGACCUGGCGCGGCGUCGGCAGCCUCAUGCCCACCCCUUCACACAUCUCGGCCACUCGGCCGCCGACGACUUCGUUCGACGUCGACUUCAUCCCCAAUCCUCAGGACCCCUACUCGCUCCGCCACUCUGAGUACGGCUACGACCUCGACCCGGCACACCGCACCAUCUCGCAACAUACCCCCGGCGUCAGCCUCAAGGCGAGCGAGGAGGAGCCGUCCGUCUGGGUCUACCUGCAGACCUACCUCAGCUAUGCCAUCCUGAUCGUCAUCGGCCACAUCCGCGACUACGUCGGCAAGCGACUCUUCCCCGCCUCGUACUCGCACCUCCGACCAAGCCACGGCUACGCCCCUCUCUUCUCCGAUUUUGAUUCGUUCUACACCCGUCGCCUCAAGCUCCGCCUCGAAGACUGCUUCGCCCGACCCGUCACUGGCGUCGCAGCCCGUACGGCCACCCUGAUCGACCGCACCCCGACCGACUUCUUCGCCGACUUUGUCUUCACGGGCGAGACGACGCAAGCGCUCAACGUCUCGUCGUACAACUACCUCGGUUUCGCCCAGUCGCGCGGACCUUGCGCCGACGAGGCCGAGACGAUCGUCCGCGACAUGGGCGUCUCGCUCACCGGCUCGCGCAACGACGUCGGCACGUCGACGCUGCACGUCCAAGCCGAGCGUCUCGUCGCCCGCUUCCUCGAAGUCGAAGACUCGAUGAUCGUGUCGAUGGGUUUCGCAACCAACUCGACGACCCUGCCCGCGCUCAUGUGCAAAGGGUGCCUCAUCAUCUCGGACGAGCUCAACCACUCUUCGAUCCGCUUUGGUGCGCGUUUGUCUGGCGCUAUGGUCAGGCAGUACAAGCACAACGACAUGGAGGACCUCGAGAACCUUUUGCGCGAGUGCAUCAGUCAGGGCCAGCCGCGCACCCACCGCCCGUGGAAGAAGAUUCUCCUCAUCGUCGAAGGCCUGUACUCGAUGGAGGGAACGCUCGUCGACCUGCCGCGCAUCCUCGAGCUCAAGGACGUCUACAAGUUCUACCUCUACGUCGACGAGGCGCACUCGAUUGGGGCUCUCGGACCUCGCGGACGCGGCGUUUGCGACUACUUUGGCAUCGACCCGCGACGGGUCGACAUCCUCAUGGGCACCUUUACCAAGUCCUUUGGCGCGGCCGGCGGCUACAUUGCCGGGUCUCACGAGCUCAUCUCCGCCCUCCGCCUGACCUCUCACGCCCAAAACUAUGCCGAAUCGAUGUCGCCCCCGGUCCUCGCGCAAAUCGUCACCUCGAUGGGCUCGAUCAUGGGACCCGAAGCGGUCAAGCUCGUUCCGGCGCUGCAAAAGUUGCCCCUCGAAGUCAUGGACGGCCGAGAUGGACAAGAUCGGUUGCGCCGCCUCGCGUUCAACUGUCGGUACCUUAGCAAUGGACUCCGCAAGUUGGGGUUCAUCGUCUAUGGUCAUCAAGACAGCCCGAUCGUGCCCCUCCUCAUCUUUGCGCCUGCCAAAAUGGGUCUCUUCAGUCGCAUGAUGCUCGAGCGGUACAAGAUCAUCGUCGUCGUCGUCGCUUACCCUGCCACGCCGCUCGUGUCGUCCCGCGUGAGGUUCUGUUUGUCCGCGGCACACACGAAGGCAGACCUCGACCGUAUCCUGAGGGCGACAGACGACAUCGGCGGUAUCCUCGGCCUCAAGCUCUCGCCGCACGGCAAGCACUACAACAUCGAGGAAGUCAUCGCGAACGGCGUCGAGGAGGUUCGGGAAUCUGAGCGACGCUACGAGCGCGCCGUCGCAGCAUACGAGCAUGCUUAG
Molecule: messenger RNA, 2043 nt
Organism: Rhodotorula toruloides NP11
Lineage: Eukaryota; Fungi; Basidiomycota; Microbotryomycetes; Sporidiobolales; Sporidiobolaceae
Product: serine palmitoyltransferase
Exons: 8
Coding region: 1-2043 (680 amino acids)
Biological process (GO): sphingosine biosynthetic process; ceramide biosynthetic process
Cellular component (GO): serine palmitoyltransferase complex
Molecular function (GO): serine C-palmitoyltransferase activity; pyridoxal phosphate binding
Source: RefSeq, a predicted model, not a curated record